GCGCACAGACGCACUCAAACUUAUGCGUCGACUUAUACACGAUUAGCUAAUUAUAAACAAGAUAUGGUGAUGGUGUGGCAGGUUACAAACAGACAACCACUUUGCAAAGAAGUCAGAGGGUUUAGAUUCAUUCAACAUUAGUUCCACGUGCUCGAGCAGCAGUGUGUGAGUGAACGGCCUUUACUAAAACUCUUCACUGCUGUGAAGUAGAAUUGUAUGAGCCAUUCAUGGCAACCAAGUUCUAUCUAUCGUCUUGUCUUUUACUGUCAACCGUUCUGACCCUUGUUUUAGCUUCACAGCCUGAUACAUGUCAAACUGACGGCAGUUGUGACGAAAAACCCUCUUCGGACCAUGAAAAAUCUAAAUAUAGCACAGGUAAUAAAUGGCAGAAAUACUUAACACUAAUAGAGAAAGCUAAUAAGAAUUACAAAUCUUGUAAACAGACCAACUGUAGCUGCCACAUUCAAGUUCUUGAUGAUGAUCUCCAUGUAUGGGAGCACGAGAAGAAGGGCAUCAGUAGGGCUGAGAUGCAAGCAGCUAAAGACAAGGGUGUCUAUUACCAGAUUAUAAAAAACAAAUUGUACCGUGAAAAAGAAUGUAUGUUUCCAUUCCGGUGCAGUGGUGUGGAGCACUUUAUCAAGAAACUACUGGAUGAUCUUCCAGAUAUGGAAAUGGUCAUCAAUGUACAUGACUAUCCCAGGGUACAGAAGUUUCUCGACCCAUUACCAGUUUUCUCCUUCAGUAAAGUGGUGAGUGAUUUUUGGGACAUAAUGUAUCCAGCUUGGACAUUUUGGGAAGGUGGACCUGCUGUGUGGCCUAUCUAUCCAACAGGACUUGGAAGAUGGGAUCAACAAAGGAAGAUCAUUUCUCAAAAGGCUGCUGAAUUUCCUUGGGACAAGAAAAUCAGCAAAGGUUUCUUCCGUGGGUCUCGUACCAGUUCUGAAAGAGAUCCAUUGAUUUUGCUAUCUCGAAAGUCUCCGAAUUUAGUGGAUGCUGAAUAUACAAAGAACCAGGCUUGGAAAUCCAUGGAGGAUACUUUGGGCAAAAAGCCAGCUGAGGAAGUGAAACUGGAGGACCACUGUAAAUACAAAUAUUUAUUCAACUUCCGAGGUGUGGCUGCCAGUUUUCGCUUAAAGCACCUUUUCCUCUGUGACUCUUUAGUCUUCCAUGUUGGCAGUGAUUGGCUGGAGUUCUUUUACCCCUCUCUCAAACCCUGGGUUCACUAUAUACCAGUUCCAAAUGAUAUGUCCAAUGUCAGAGAGCUUUUGGAGUUUGCUCAGGAAAAUGAUGACACAGUGAAAAAGAUUGCUGACAGGGGCCGUAAACAUAUCUGGAACCAUCUGCAAAUGAAAGACAUCACAUGUUACUGGAAGACUCUUCUUCAACGUUAUUCCAGAUUGUUCAACUACAAACCUCAUUUUAACAAAGAUCUGAUUCUCAUCAAAUAGAUUAUAUCAACAACGAUAGUGACAUGAACAAAAAGUUGGGGGCCUCUGAUGGCAACAGCAAAGACUUCUCGAAACGUUUUAUAUUUUUUCCUAGAAAAAUAUUAUUUUCAAAAUAAAAAUAAAAAUUUAAUUUUU
Octopus bimaculoides (California two-spot octopus) is the source of this 1583-nucleotide messenger RNA. RefSeq names its product protein O-glucosyltransferase 1. Gene Ontology annotation, cellular component: endomembrane system. Gene Ontology annotation, molecular function: UDP-glucosyltransferase activity; UDP-xylosyltransferase activity. Lineage: Eukaryota; Metazoa; Mollusca; Cephalopoda; Octopoda; Octopodidae. Gene Ontology annotation, biological process: positive regulation of Notch signaling pathway; protein O-linked glycosylation. The record is from RefSeq and is a predicted model, not a curated record.